CGCGCGCUGUUGUCUGCGGGAUAAAAUUCCGAUACGGUUUCUAGAGCACUUGGAAAUUAUUUACCGAUCCUAAAAUCGUACUAAAUUAUUAUAAAUAUGAAUUCGCAAUCGGCUGUGCGUCGUUAUCCACACAGUUUCUCCAUCGAUCAAAUCCUGGCCAAGCCGGAAAUGCGUAGCUCCGAUUCCUCCUUUCCGGAAUCGGCGCAGGAUGAAAGUGGUCGCGGUGGCUUUUGUGGUGGUGUUUCACGUGUUUCGAGUCCAGCCACAUCGAGUUGCUUGGAGGAUAACUUGGAUGACGGCAAAAGUGAUAUCGAUUUGGCCUCGGAUGAUGGAAACGGCCUCGGCGAUGACCGCAAGAAGCGUCCGAGAACCGCCUUUUCGGCAGCCCAAAUCAAAGCCCUGGAAACCGAGUUCGAGAGGGGAAAGUAUCUCUCGGUGGCCAAGCGAACAGCACUGGCCAAGCAGCUCCAACUCACAGAAACGCAGAUAAAGAUAUGGUUCCAGAACCGCCGAACCAAGUGGAAGCGCAAGUACACCUCGGACGUGGAGACGCUGGCCUCUCACUAUUACGCCCAGCUGGGAAUCGGGGGAUUGGCCAGACCAAUGGUGGUUGGAGAUCGACUGUGGCUCUUCAGCCAAACGCCAACGGGUCCCACGCCCAUCCAGUCCAUCAUGCUGAAUGGUAGCGGAUCCGCUGCACCCAUGCCAUCGGCGGCGGCCACCGGCUCACCCAUGCGUCCGUAUCCUACGAGUGGCGGAAUGCCUCCACUGCCGGGACCCAGUGUGAUGGAGAGUGCCCGCAAUGCGAUCCUGGCCCGUGGACAGCCCCUGAACUUUGCCCUGCCCUUUGGAGUGGCCAAGCCGCCGACGGGAGGAGUGCCCUCAGCCAGCUACAUCCCUCGCUGCAAGUCGUAUGCGGGCAGCUAUGUGGAUUAUGCUGCCUCCCUGCCACCAAACGAGGCCUAUCUGCAGAUGAAGUACGCCACACUGCCGCCGGAAACGGAAAGCGGGUCCUCCAAUGGUUUGGCCGAACUGGAACGCGUCUUCGGAGAUGCAAAUGCCAACUUUCUACAGCAACGGAGCACUCCAGCCGGUGGAGUAGCUACAUCCUACGGCCACGACGGAUUAAAUCAAGCCCAAAGGAGCCGUAGACCCACGCAAUCAGAGUCCGAAUGCAGCGACAUUGACUGCGAGCAACUGGACGAGGAUGAGGAGCCACCAGCAGUGGAGUGAAACUACAAACAUCAUUUAAUCUUUAGAAUUUAUGUU
Molecule: messenger RNA, 1269 nt
Organism: Drosophila subpulchrella
Lineage: Eukaryota; Metazoa; Arthropoda; Insecta; Diptera; Drosophilidae
Gene: lms
Product: ventral anterior homeobox 1
Exons: 3
Coding region: 97-1233 (378 amino acids)
Biological process (GO): regulation of DNA-templated transcription
Molecular function (GO): DNA-binding transcription factor activity, RNA polymerase II-specific; DNA binding
Source: RefSeq, a predicted model, not a curated record